Messenger RNA from Sesamum indicum (sesame), 1898 nucleotides. RefSeq names its product methanol O-anthraniloyltransferase-like. Lineage: Eukaryota; Viridiplantae; Streptophyta; Magnoliopsida; Lamiales; Pedaliaceae. The record is from RefSeq and is a predicted model, not a curated record.
UGUCUAACUAUUAGACAAAUAGUCGUGUUUAAUGAGUUAAACUAGGUGUCAAACUUCAUUUUUGCAGUGACACGAAUAUACCAAACUGCUAGGCCAAAAUGAACUACUAGACACGGACGCAUUUCAUAUUUCCCUAUAUAUAGAUAAACAGCAACGAAUACGUAUAUCUUUUUUCUCUAUAUGUAUAAGGGAAAAGUCAAAAAGUCUCAGCACUAUUCGUAAUGUAGACAUAGCGUAAUAAAUUUGCAUACUAACAAUUUCAUCAUAUAGAGAGAAAGUCAUAACCCCAAAGUUGCAGUCUUAAAAGUUGAAGAGCUUGUAAGCUCGUAACAUCUUAUUUUUAAAGCUUAUAAAACACUUCUCCUAAACACCCUCCUAAACCAGCCACUUUUACUAUGGAAAAUUGACAUUAUUUAUAGACACACUGGUCAUGGGGAUGCUUCUUAAUUUGCAGACGCACAAACACAAAUCCACCAGCCCUAACUUGCUUGAAACAACCUACCAAUUCUCCUUUUCAAACACAAGAUUGCCUGAAAAUGAUGGCAUUCACUUUCAUGGUAACUCCCAAAGAACCAGAACUCAUUGUCCCUGCCCAACCCACUCCUCAUGAAAUCAAAGCAUUAUCUACUUUAGAUGAUCAAGAAACCCUAAGGUGUCACUAUCCCAUGAUCAUGUUCUACAAGAGCAAACCUUCUAUGGAAGGACUGAAUCCUGUCAAGAUCAUAAGAGAAGCACUUGCAAAAACACUUGUGUAUUACUACCCUUAUGCAGGUAGGCUUAUUGAAGGGCCUGAUAACAAGUUUAUGGUGGAUUGCACGGCAGAAGGGGUGGUCUUCGUGGAGGCUGAUGCUAGUGUCAGCAUUGUCCAGCUCGGUGACACAGUUCAGCCACCUUGCCGGUACCCGGAAUUGCUUGUCUCUGAUGUCCCAGGCUCUGAUGGGAUGCUUGGCUGUCCAUUGAUGUUGGUUCAGGUAACUCGAUUUAAGUGUGGAGGAUUUGUCUUAGCCAUUCGCUUCAACCACGUGAUAAGCGAUGCACUUGGCUCACUUCAGUUUGUGACUACCAUGAGCGAGAUGGCGAAAGGUGCACCAACUCCGUCCAUACUACCUGUAUGGAAAAGGGAGCUCUUAACUGCUAGACAUCCACUGCAUGUCACCCAUACACAUCCUGAAUACGAAGAAGAGGGAAAAAGCAUCAUUCCAUCUAGUUUAAAUGACAAGAACCUAGUAAGACGAAGCUUUUCUUUUGGCCCCAAAGAAAUCAAAGCUAUUCGGAAAAAUCUCCCUGCAGAACUUCAUUCAACCUCCAGAUUUGAUUUAAUCACAGCGUGUCUGUGGAGAUCACACACAAGGGCCAUACAAUUUGACCCUGAUGAUGACGUGCGAAUCAUGUGCAUGGUUAAUGUGCGCGGUAAAAAUUGCCUAGACUUACCUUCGGGUUACUAUGGUAAUGCAAUAAUCUGUCCAGCAAAAGUCUCCAAGGCAAAAAUACUAUGUGAAAGUCCAUUAAGUUAUGCAAUAAAGCUAGUGAAAGAAGCUAGGAGACAAGCCACCCCAGAAUAUUCAAGAUCAACAAUAGACUUUAUUGCUACAAAAGAAAGACCUAAACUCACAAGUCCAUGGAAUUUUAUUGUAUCAGAUACAUCUAAAGUUGGAUUUGAUGAGGUUGAUUUUGGUUGGGGAAAUCCAAUAUAUGGAGGAACAAUGUAUGGUGGCACCUUCCACUAUAUUGUUUAUGCUCAUCAGCGCAAUCAGAAAGGGGAGGAUGUGAUGGUGGUGCCAAUGACCUUGCCUGUUGCAGUAAUGGAGAGGUUCGAGGAUGAGCUUAGGAUAUUGCUCUGCGAUCUAAUGAAAAAUUCAAGUUCUCUGAGUCCCAUCAUGGUUCCUUCUAAACUCUAA